Messenger RNA from Hordeum vulgare subsp. vulgare (domesticated barley), 1852 nucleotides. RefSeq lists its product as uncharacterized. The transcript has a single exon. The coding region runs from base 523 to 1554 and encodes 343 amino acids. The record is from RefSeq and is a predicted model, not a curated record. Lineage: Eukaryota; Viridiplantae; Streptophyta; Magnoliopsida; Poales; Poaceae.
CCUCCUUUUCCGUUCGUUGGUACGUUCGCAGUUGGAUUGGAAGCCUCCCAACGAACGAACGAACGAAAUACAAGAACAUGACGCAGACAUGAUUGAAUUUGCUUUGCUCUGCGCGCACCCAUCGAAUUUGUUCUCCACUAUCCAGACCUACUCUACUCGUACUACUAGUACUAAUAAAGCAGAAGCAUCGGAGGGAAUACAUAUCCGUAGUGGUUGAGGUCGAGCACAAGACAUUGGAGGGGAAACCCCUGCCAAAGAUUUUAUACCUAGCUUGCGAGCACCAGCCUAUUGCCUGUCAGCCUCUGGCUCCAGGCUUCCCAAUUAAGAGAUACCUUUCUCCUGCCAUUACCGAACUUGCUUCAUUCCCUUCCUACCGUCGCCUAUUGCCCGUCGCCGUCUGCAAAAUGCCAUCCGCGCUCUAGCCAAACCCCAGAGGGAUUCCUCGUGCUCGUGCUCCUGGCGUGGCGUGCCGUGCCGUGGGCGCACGUACGUAACGACGCCUCCACCUACUCAUCACUGGGCAUGAAGGACCUGGUGUCGUGCUUCAGCGGGCACGCCGUCAGGAUCUCCGACGUCGCCUGCUCCGGCUCCGCGGGCGCAAAUGCGGCCGUGGCGGCGGCGGCGAUGGGGCCGGUGGACGGCGGGGGCAGGGCGGCGGGGAUGAGCGCGGUCACCAGCGUGUACCGCUCGCGGCUCUCGGCGUCCGGGAAGGACCUGCUCGUGGACGUCACGUGGGCGCGGUCGCAGGACGGCCCCGCGCUCUCCGUCGCCGUCCACGACGCCGCCGCGGCCUCGCGCCACCAGCGCGCCGGCGGGGCCGCCGCCGCCGCCCCGCGGCACCUGCACAGGCGGAAGGGGAGCGGCACCUUCACCGCGGGCAGCUGCGUGGUGGGCGUGUUCUGGGACUACGCGGCGGCGCGCUACGGCGCGGGGCCCGAGCCCGUCUCCGGGUUCUACGUCGCCGUCGUCGCCGACGCCGAGUUCGUCCUCCUGCUCGGCGACAUGAGCCGGGGCUACGUGGAGCGGCUGCACGGCGGGAUACCGGUCGCCGAGUCGCGGAUGGCGCGGCGGCGGGAGCGGUUCGUCGGGUGCGGGUGCUGGUCCACGAAAGCACGCUUCUUGGAGUCCGGCGCGGAGCACGAGAUCGGCGUCGGGCUGGAGGGCGACACGGAGGCGUGGGUGACCGUGGACGGAAGGAAGGUGGUGCAGCUCCGGCGCCUGCGGUGGAACUUCCGCGGCAGCCACACCCUCAUCCUCGACGGCGGCGCGCCGGUGGACAUGACGUGGGACCUCCACGGCUGGCUCUUCCACGCGAUCGACCCCUCCGCCUCGUCGUCCAGCGCCGUCUUCACGUUCCACGCGCGCGGCGCGUCGGAGACGAGGCUGUGGACGGACGACGACGACGGCGCCGCCAGCAGCGACGACAGCGACAAGGAACACGAGAAGCCUCUGGCGCCGGCGCCGGCGCGCGGCCAGCGACAGAAGCAGGGGCCGUCAGGGCAGGGGUUCUGCCUGCUGAUUCAAGGCUUCAGGAGCUCCUCCAAGAUCACCUGAUCUGUACAUUCCGCCACAAGAUUUCACCAAUCUUUUUUCAUCUUCUUCUUGGUUUGCGUGCUUGGAAAUGAAAUUUAGGAUGGAUGUACUGAUUGAUGCCGGUUGUGAAUUGAUCCGAUGCUUCACAGAAUCACAGGAACGUGAGGCUGUGAAUGGUAGUUUUACUGGUCUAAACAUUAGUAGACGUGGGGAAGUUCAUUGACAUUGUUUUUUUUUUGGCUUGCGCGCUGAUUUGAUUGACACCUGACUGUGAAUGUGUUGUGGAUUUCAGAAAUAUACAGCAAAAGUUGCAACAUUA